Drosophila persimilis is the source of this 4899-nucleotide messenger RNA. RefSeq names its product titin (gene ImpE1). NCBI's taxonomy places the organism in Eukaryota, Metazoa, Arthropoda, Insecta, Diptera, Drosophilidae. The record is from RefSeq and is a predicted model, not a curated record. The annotation marks the transcript as partial. Gene Ontology annotation, molecular function: protein binding. The transcript is spliced from 9 exons.
UCAGCAUCGGCAGCGGCAGCGGCGAGAAAGCAACCUGCAACAAUCGCAAUGCUCAAUGGAAACGCUUUUACGGUUAAGCGGCUCUUAGCGCUGCUCAUCAUCUUCACAGUGCUGCACAGGAGUGAGGCCCUGGAGCUCGGAGACAAGUGCCAGCAUGAUAUGGACUGUACAGAUUUCAUCAAGGGCUCCAGCUGCUCGGCCCUGGGCUACUGCGAGUGUGCGCCAUAUUUUGUUCAACUGAAUUCCAAGCGCUGUUUGUCAUCCCAACUCUUAGGCGGCGACUGCCAGCUGAGCGAGCAGUGCUCGAUGAAGGUGGCCAACAGCAGCUGCCUGGAUGGGGCAUGCCGCUGCGUCGAGGGAUUCUUGCAGUUCCGCAAGCACACCUGUCUGGGACCUGCCCACCCCGGCGCCGUCUGCUACAGCCACGCCCACUGCCAAAUGUUCGACACUCGCACCCACUGCGACUUCCUGAUCCCCAAUCUGUUCGGACGCUGCCAGUGCACGGCUCCCGCCAAGAUGGUCGGCGGUCUCUGCCUGGCCCCAGCCGCCGAUGAGGAAGCGGAAGAGAAGCCCGUCGAGAAGGUGGAGAAGGUGGAGAAGGUGACAUCCACAACAACAUCCACAACCACCACCCCAGAGCCCACAACCAGGAGAACCACUACUACCACAACGACAACUCCUGCACCCACCACCACAACGACCACAACUGCUGCUCCAAUCUUGCUGGAGGAUGAGCUGCCAGCCAGCGUGGAGGAGCAGACCCUGGAGGAAGACGAUGGCGAGGCCGCCAAACUGAGGCCAGAGAUCUCCGAGCUGGACAAUGGCGAAAAGCUGGAGGCCAUAGACAUGGCCCACGAGGAGACAGAGCUCACCCAACAGCAGGAGCAGCAGGAUGCGGAGAAGGAACAGCAAGAAGCAGCUGCUGCUGCGGCAGCAUCGCAUGGCACAGCUGAAGAUGGUGCCACAACUGGAGUCCAGCAGCUGCUGACACCCGCCGAUGUGCCCACCGAGAAUGGCGUCGGUGUGGAGCAGGAGACGGAAGGCGGCCCCACCGAGGACUAUCCCUACAAGAUCGAUGAGGAGUAUACAGAGGAGCACGAAAGCAGGCCCGAUCUGGUGGGAGAACAGCCCGAACACCAAUACGAGGCAUCUGCACCCGCACCCGAGCCCAUUAAAGCCGACGAGGAUGCUGUGGAGGCCUCGGGGGCUGAAGAGAUUGCCUCAUCGGCCGUCGACGAUACCAUGAAAUUCGAUUACGAAACGCCCGUCGAGGAGGCGGAGAUGGAGGCUGACAAAGAGGUGGAGUCGCAACCACAGACAGUAGACCAUCAUGAUGUUGAUGAGGUGGUGCCCAUUGAGGCCGAGAGCGAGACUGAUGCGGAGGCAACCACUCAGCCACAGACGCAGACACAGACCCAGACCCAGACCCAGACCCAGACCCAGACGCUGCUGCAGGAUGAAGACGACCAGGAGUCAGACCAGACAGUGGCUGACGAGGAAUUGAUACCCGUGAAUGGAGCUGUAGCUAGCGGAGCAGAAAUUGAAAGUGUGACGAAGGUGACAGAAGAAGAGGUACCUGAAGAGGCGGAGGCGGAGGAGGAGGAGGAGGAGGAAGAUCAAGCUUCGGGGGAUCAUGAGAUGGAGACGCCAGACGCCACGGCAGUGCCUAAUGAUGAGGUCCCACCCAAGCAGAUGGACGAUCAGCAGGAGAAGGAGGAGCCAACAGAAGCGCUGAAGAUCGAAGUGCCGGCAAAGGUGGAACCAGAGAGUGAAAGCCAAAACGAAGCGGAAAAGGAACAGCCUGAGGAGGAGCAGGUGGAGGAGGAAGAGGUGGAGAAGCCAGAGACACAAACCGAAGCCUCAGAAAUGGAGCCAGCAACAGAACCAGAGACGGAGACGGAGACUGAAAUCGAUCAACCAGAACAAAGCGCCGACAUCAAGCCGACAAGUGGCGAAGAUGAUUUAAAUGAAGCCAAUCAAUUAAAUCAAGAUCAAGACCAAAAGCCACAGGCACAGGCACAGCCAGAGAUUGCGAUCGAGGCUGAGAAGGGGGAGGAGAAUGUGGAAGAGAAAGAGCCAGAACCAGAGGCAGACAUCCAUCAAGAUGCAGAUGAAGCCACAACAGAGCCACAAGAAAUCAAAGUGAAACCAGUCGAAGAGGAGAAGCAACAGCCAGAGGAAGACACUGAAACGGAGACGGAGGCGGAGACGGUGGCAAUCACCGAAGCAGAGCACGAACAAUUGACAUACCCAACAAAUGAUGAUGAAUUGGCGCCAGCCGAGUCCCAGCCAGAGGAAGAGCCAGCGCAAGAGCAGGAGCAGCAGACCACAGAGGCGGCACCCCGUGAACCAGAAAUUUCUAAUGUCCAAGAGGAGAUCGCCACAGAGCUGCCUGAACAGCAGCAGGUGGAGCAAGAAGCAGAGGUGGAGGCAGCGGCAGAGGCAGAGGCAGAGGCAGAGGAGGAGAUCGUGGAGGAAAAUGCAAAUGCAAUUAAAACGCCUGAAGUGUCGGAAGAAGUUGCAGAGCCCGAGGCACAGGCAGAGCAGAGCCCAGAAGAGCUGCAAACCGAAUCAGUGACAGAGAAGGACGCAGAAGUAAAGCCACAGGCCGUUGCUAAUGAUGAGGUGUCGCAGGUGGAUGUGAAUCAAGAUGUAGCACAGCUGCCAAUUAAGACACCCGAAGAUAUUGAGCCGGAAGCCAGCGAAGCUCUGACAGAGAUCACUCCAUCAUCGGAUCUGGAAACCGAAGUGCAAGACGAAACUGUCACCGAACAAAGUGAAAGUGCAGAGGAGCAGCCGGAAAGCCAGAAAGAUGAAACGGAAACCAUCAAAAACGAAAAUGAUAACAUCAUCCAAGGAGCCGAACCGAAUGUCGAUCAAGAAACUAUUCCAGAGCCCGAGCUCGAGCCAGCGGCACAGUCAGAGCCACAGCAUGUUGUCCCCGAAGAAGAGGAAGAGCUGAUCAAGCCAGAGAUGGACUACACCAGCAUCGAGCACCUCCAAGAGCUGCCCAAGCAGGAGGACGAGCCCAAGCCAGUUGUCAUUGAAGAGGCGGAUUACACCCAAUCCACUGUGGCCCCUCAGAUCAGUGUGGAGCCCAGUGCGAUUGUGAGCGAGGAGCAGGACCAGGAACAAGAUCUGGAGAAGUUCCAUGAGAGCGAAAGCAUUGCCGACAUCCUCAGCGACCUGAUGCUGGAGGGAGACAGCACCGUUCCUCCAGUGCCCUUCGGCCAGCAGCCCGCUCAGACCGUGCCAAUGGUAGAGGCCAACGAGGAUAACGAGGAGGCCCAAGCGGAAGAGGCUAUUCCCGAUCUCGUGGCAGAGGCCGAUGAAACACACGAUCAGGUGCAUGUCGAGCAGGUCCAGGCCCCAGAUCAGACAGAGGAGCAAGUUCCCGCCAUUCCAGAUCUCUUUGCGGAGGCAGCAAAUGAUGAAGAGCAGGAGGAGGAUCAGGCCACACCCAUUCCUGAACAGGCAGCAGCGGAAGAGGAGCCCCAGCAGGAAUCCACCACGGAUGCCAAGGUGCAAGCGGAUGAAGAGAAGCUGAUUACCUUCUAUCCAGAGGAACAGCAGGAGACCGAAUCGAUUCCAGAGGAAGCCACCACCGUUAAGGAACCCCAGACACAGGAGCAGCAGCAGCAGCAGCAGGAGGAAGAGGAGCACACCUUGUCUCCCGAGGAGCUACCCUUCGACCUCAGCGAUCACUCUCAGCCCAUUCGCAUCAACGAGCUCGAGUCGGACAACCUGAUUGUAGAGUCCACCACCGUCACCGAUGGCAUCCAUGAGCUGGACAGCAACCACAUCGAAGAAGAGCCUGCCUCCCAUCCCAUCGCCCAUGAGGAGGCUACGCCCAAUCCCGCCGACAUCGUGGAGAUCACCACCCAGACGAUGCUGGGCCUGGCUAGCCGUGUGACCCUAAUGGAGCCCGCUGCCCCCGUGGCUACCACCCUGAUGCCCCUGAUGCCCUCAGAUGAGCCCACACCCGAGCCAGUGGUGCCGGCCUUCUCUUCGUCCCUGCUCAAACCUGGAUCGGAGCUGCGCAAGCGCGUGGAUCUCGGCCUGGAGGCCAUCUCCCUGGGCCUGCCCUGCAGCAGCGAUCGUCAGUGCCAGCUCUCGGAUCCCCACACGGUGUGCAAUGGACGGGGAGUCUGCGACUGUGCCGGUAGCAGCGAGAACGGAGGCCAAUGCAGUGCCCAGAGAACAGGAUGCAGUCCGGGAACAUUCCAGUGCCGCUCCAGUGGCGUCUGCAUCUCCUGGUUCUUUGUGUGCGACGGACGCGCCGACUGCAACGAUGACUCCGACGAGGAGUGCACCCACAAUGCCCGCCUGAACCAGACCUGUCCCACGGAGUCGUUCCGCUGCCAGCGCAGCGGUCGCUGCAUCUCCCGCGCCGCCCUCUGCGACGGACGCAAGCAGUGUCCCCACGGCGAGGAUGAGCUGGGAUGCGACGGCAGUUUCAAGGGCGGCAACGCCUGUCCCGAGCACACGUUCCGCUGCAAGAGCGGCGAGUGCCUGCCGGAGUACGAGUACUGCAACGCCAUUGUGUCCUGCAAGGAUGGCAGCGACGAGCCGCCACAUCUGUGCGGCUCUCGGUCCGUGCCCAGCCUGUUCAUGCGUCUGAUCGAGGCGGGUGGCCUUCUGGGUGGUGGACGCCGCGAGGCGGACGCCUAUUGUCCGCAUCGUUGCAGCAACGGACUGUGCCGCUCUACGGCCAUUGUGUGCUCCGGACGCGAUGGAUGCGGGGAUGGCACCGACGAACAGACCUGUGCCGUGUGUCGUUGUCCUGCCCCAACUGCUGCCAGCCUGCCCGGAUAUCUGGCCCGGCAGCGCCCCAUGCCACUGUGGUAGGGGACAUAGGAUAGGGAUCGGAAACCAAUUAUCCAACACCGACUGCAACGU